CCUCCUACAGAUAUAGCAGCAGCACUGCGGUGUCUUCAGCACUUCUUCCAGAGCCACACAUACUCCAACUUCAGUUUUGAAACAAGAUUCAAGAUGUCUGAUUCCACCUCUAUUAUGGAGUUUAGUGGGACUCAUCAAGCCUUCAGAAACCGCUGGGCGAAGACGGAUGAUGAGAUGUGCAAGCACAGCAUGUCUUUUCACUUGCACAAAACUUUGAGGAAGGAGUUCUUUGCCAGCUACCUAUAUCUUCUGGAGCAGAUUCCUCUGGUGAAACUCUAUGCCUUGACCUGUGAGUACAUUAAAGGGGAGAAGCAGUUUUACUACAGAGCACAGAACUUCUACAAGGACGUCCCGCCAUCUGAAGAGGGCAUGAUGGGAGAUUUUGUGGAAAUAUCAGACAUUGACCUUGAAGGCUCAAGACAGUUCCUGAAGAAGUUUGUUGGUCCAGGAAAGGCUGGCACUAAGUGUGCGCUAGACUGUGGCUGUGGAAUCGGCAGAGUGUCUAAAGGGGUUCUGUUCCCUGUGUUUGAAUCAAUGGAGAUGUUAGACAUGAUGGAGGAGUUCAUCCUCCACGCUCACGAAUGUUACCUUGGGGAUUAUGCAGACAGAGUGGAGUCCUACUACCUGUACAAUCUGCAGGAAUUCAUUCCCCCUAGAAAGAAAUACGAUGUCAUCUGGAUGCAGUGGGUUGCCUGUCAUCUUACUGACAAGGACCUGAUGGAGUUUUUAAUGCGCGCUAAGGAGAGCUUGAGGCCCAACGGUGUGAUCAUCAUUAAGGACAAUAUGGCGCGGCAGGGCUGUAAACUGGACCCCAUUGACAGCAGCAUCAUUCGCCACUUGGACAUCAUGAAUGGCAUCAUUCAGAGAGCAGGCCUCAACAUCCUGGACGUGGAAAAGCAGGAAGGCUUUCCUGAGGCCAUUGUUCCUGUAUGGAUGAUUGCCAUGCGCUGA
Messenger RNA from Danio rerio (zebrafish), 951 nucleotides. RefSeq names its product N-terminal Xaa-Pro-Lys N-methyltransferase (gene ntmt2). Gene Ontology annotation, cellular component: nucleus. Gene Ontology annotation, molecular function: protein methyltransferase activity; methyltransferase activity. The record is from RefSeq and is marked validated. NCBI's taxonomy places the organism in Eukaryota, Metazoa, Chordata, Actinopteri, Cypriniformes, Danionidae.